Molecule: messenger RNA, 1722 nt
Organism: Salarias fasciatus (jewelled blenny)
Lineage: Eukaryota; Metazoa; Chordata; Actinopteri; Blenniiformes; Blenniidae
Gene: mtrf1l
Product: mitochondrial translational release factor 1-like
Exons: 9
Coding region: 141-1466 (441 amino acids)
Biological process (GO): mitochondrial translational termination
Cellular component (GO): mitochondrion
Molecular function (GO): translation release factor activity
Source: RefSeq, a predicted model, not a curated record
GGGCUGUACGUGGUUGUGGAUGGGCAUUUCCAGUAAAGACCUGAGUUUUUGAGCAGCUGGAGGCCUUGUAUUUUCAAUGAGAUGGAACACAAAUUCUAAUUCUGAAGAUUUUGAAUGGGAUUUAGCGGAAUUUAAUCUGCAUGGCAUCUGCUCAUAUAAUGGCUUACAGAAGAGUUGUAAACUUUCUUCCAAGAGGACAGAGCUUCCUCUUAAGUCAGUGGAUCUAUAAUUUCCCACAACAACACAAAGUCAUCAGCAGGACCACUGGGUUUUGUGAACAUACCAAAGCUCAAAGAGCUCUUCACACAAGUGCACCUUUGACGGUCAAGCUGCUGUCGGUGGAGGAGAUUUUUGCCAAAAAGUCCCUUCAGGAGUAUCUGAAAAAGCUGGAAAUGGAGUACAGUGAAUGUGUACAAGCGGUCAGUGGCGGUGUGUCGGAGGAGCAGUGCAGUGAGGACGAGCUGAGGUCCAAAAGGACCAAAGUCUCUCUGCUGGCUCCGCUCAUCCAGAGCAUCAGAGAACUGGACACCAAGCAGAAAGAGAUGGUUGAGACCGAGACACUCCUGAAAGAUGAAGACCCAGCCCUGCGAGAACUGGCAGGAAUUGAGAGGGAAAGCUGUUCACAAGACAUUGAAGAUCUCAGACAAAAGAUCUUGCAUCUGUUGAUCCCAGAGGAGGAGGCUGAUCUGAGUGACCUCGUUCUGGAGGUGACGGCUGGUGUCGGGGGUCAGGAGGCGAUGCUGUUCACUGCUGAGGUGUUCGACAUGUACCAGGGCUUCGCUCAGCACCACGGGUGGUCUUUCGACACAUUGGAGCACAUGACCAGCGAGAUCGGAGGUCUGCGUCACGCCUCUGCCAGCAUCAGCGGCCCGGAGAGCUACAAGAGGAUGAAGUUUGAAGGAGGAGUUCAUCGAGUUCAGAGGGUUCCCAAAACCGAAAAACAGGGACGCAUGCACACCAGCACCAUGACUGUGGCCGUGCUGCCUCAACCCACUGAGAUCUCUUUUACAAUACACACAAAAGACCUGAGGAUAGAAACCAAGAGAGCGAGUGGAGCCGGAGGGCAACAUGUCAACACCACGGACAGCGCAGUCAGAAUAGUCCAUCUUCCAACAGGCGUAGUUGCAGAGUGCCAGCAGGAACGAUCUCAGCUGAAGAACCGGGAAAAAGCCAUGAAGGCACUGAGAGCGAAGCUAUACAGCAUGAAGCUGGAGGAGGAGACCAGCAGACGCUACAACCAGCGCAAAGUACAGAUCGGAACCAGGGGCAGAUCAGAGAAGAUCCGGACUUACAAUUUUCCACAGGACCGUAUAACGGACCACCGGAUCGGGAUGACUGUGCACGAUGUGAAAAGCUUCCUCCUCGGGGAGGAGCUGCUGGAGGAGAUGAACUCGUCGCUGCAGGAGUUUUCAAACCAGGAGACGCUGAUGGAGCUGCUGCAAGACAGCAGCCGGGACGGAUCAUGAACAGUGUGGAAAGCUCAUGAUCGAUCAUAACUGUGGGACAGUGGGGAAGAAAAGAAAUCUCAGUAAAUGUCUGUGCAUGUCUUCUAUCAUGCCAGUCCAUGAAUGCUAUUUUAAAAUGACAUUUUCACUGGUUUAUUUUCAUUAUUUUAUACAUAAAUUGAGUUUUUUUUCUUGUACACCUGAAGAACACACUUGAUGGGUGAUAUUGAGAGAUUCAAACUAAGACUAUUAAACUCAUUCUGAUGGAUUAACAGUU